AUGCAGAUUCAGGCUGUCCGACGCAAGUACGCGUGCGAUUGUGCAAUGUUUGCCCAAACGGGGUGGCAGUGCUCUCAUGUUCUCGCGGUUAUGGUUCUGCAAAAGGAAAUCAACGUGAGUAGACUUCUCACUGCACUACCAACGCGAAAAGCAAGUGGAGGUCAAAGGAAGGCAAAAAGCUGCCUUGAUAAAGGCAAUGACGAGCACCAGUUCUCCGUCGAUGUAUUGAUCAAGCGGUAUCUAAAGCAGCACAUGUACCCACUCCAUUGGCACGUCAUGCGGGAUUUCGACAUC
Phytophthora sojae is the source of this 294-nucleotide messenger RNA. RefSeq lists its product as hypothetical. The annotation marks the transcript as partial. NCBI's taxonomy places the organism in Eukaryota, Oomycota, Peronosporomycetes, Peronosporales, Peronosporaceae. The record is from RefSeq and is a predicted model, not a curated record. The transcript has a single exon. Gene Ontology annotation, molecular function: zinc ion binding.